CCGAGCUCUAGUUCCUUUUCUUCCCUUAGCUACCUCGCUAGCCAAGUAGCCAGGCCAGUCACACACACUGCGCUCGAGAAUCAAGGCAUGAAAGCGACGACACCUCGCGGCGGCGGCGCGGACACUGCCAAGUCGAAGAAGAGGAAGAAGGCCGGCGCGGGCGGGUUCAUCUUUGGCUGCGGCGGCUCCAGGUCGGUGGCCGUCGUCGCAGGCAAUCUCUCCACGAUGGCACUGGCCAAGUCGUCGUCGUCGUCGAGCGCCGCGCCAACGGCGAAGCCAGCGCCCGCAGCGAAGCCGACGGCGCCUGUCUGCCACGACGCCGAGGGCGCGCCGAGCGUGGACGCGCUCCUGCGCCAGCUCCAAGAGCUGGAGCGCGGCGUGCGCGCGCUGGGCGUCCGGGUCCUGGAGGAGGACGGCGUCGCGCAGGCGUGCCGGUGCAGCGCGAGGUCGCCGCGGUACCGGCGGGACGCGUGGGGAGGUCGGCGCGGGCGGCUGGAGGAGGAGAGCGUGGCGGUGGUGACGGAGACGGAGGACCCCCUGGGCGAGUUCCGGCGGUCCAUGGCGGAGAUGGUGGUGGAGAACGGGAUCACGGGCGGCGCGGAGCUGCGGGAGCUGCUGCAGCGGUUCCUGUCGCUCAACGCGGCGCGCCACCACCACCUCAUCCUCCGCGCCUUCGCCGACGUCUGGGAGGAGCUCUUCGCCGGCCCCGGCCGCGACCCCAUGCAGAAGCAGAAGCAGAAGCGCCCUGUUGUCUCGGGCGCCCCACAGCGCCCGGGCGAGCAGCUAGCUGCACGGCACGUACGUACUGCGCACUGACAAGUUAACUACAGUCCGUAAACUCCCCCAUGCACGCACGCACCCACCCUCGGGAAUUGUUGCCGUCCGAUCCGAUGAAAACAUGCGCCGCGUGCAUGGUUUUCAGUGCCGUGAUGAGAAGGAGCGUGCAUGUGGCUGGCACCUGAGCCUCGCCUGAAUCAGUUCUCUCCUCCGUUAAUCCUGUAAAGAUAUCAUCGUACGUUACAUUGCCCGUGAAUAUUGCGUGCCAUUGUCGCUU
This is a messenger RNA of Triticum dicoccoides, 1054 nucleotides long. RefSeq lists its product as uncharacterized. Bases 88 to 816 code for a protein of 242 amino acids. NCBI's taxonomy places the organism in Eukaryota, Viridiplantae, Streptophyta, Magnoliopsida, Poales, Poaceae. The record is from RefSeq and is a predicted model, not a curated record. The transcript has a single exon. Gene Ontology annotation, biological process: negative regulation of DNA-templated transcription.